GGCGGCGCUGCCGAGCCCACAACAGUCCGAGCCUGCCGUUCCGCCCGUCCGCCCUCCAGUGACACCGAGAGCAGCCAGCGCGCAGCGCAGCCCGUGGCCAGCGCACCUGGGGAGCAGCGCCCGAGCUUUCACCGCGCCAUGUUCCAGCCCGCCGAGCCUGGCCACGAGUGGGCCAUGGAGGGCCCUCGGGAUGCGCUCAAGAAGGAGCGGCUGCUGGACGACCGCCACGACAGCGGCCUGGACUCCAUGAAGGACGAGGAGUACGAGCAGAUGGUGAAGGAGCUGCGGGAGAUCCGCCUCGAGCCUCAGGAGGCGCCGCGCGGGGAGCCCGGAAAGUCCCUGGGCGCCUGCCAGGAACACUCAGCUCAUAAUAACCUCGCGGAAAACACCGCGGCCUCGGCCUCCAGAAACCCCGGCCUUGCGCAAUCCCCCGCGGGCCGCGCCUCCCUGGGCCCCACGCAGUGCACUCACCAGCCCCGGGGGGGUUUUCCCUCUUUUCCCCGCAGGUUCCUGCACUUGGCCAUCAUCCAUGAAGAGAAGGCACUGACCAUGGAAGUAGUCCGCCAAGUAAAGGGAGACCUGGCCUUCCUCAACUUCCAGAACAACCUGCAGCAGACUCCACUCCACUUGGCUGUAAUCACCAACCAGCCAGAAAUUGCUGAGGUACUUCUGGAAGCUGGCUGUGAUCCUGAGCUCCGAGACUUUCGAGGAAAUACCCCCCUACACCUUGCCUGUGAGCAGGGCUGCCUGGCCAGUGUGGGCGUCCUGACUCAGACCCGCCAGACCCAGCACCUCCACUCCAUUCUGCAGGCCACCAACUACAAUGGCCACACGUGUCUGCACUUAGCCUCUAUCCAUGGCUACCUGGGCAUCGUGGAGCUGUUGGUGUCCUUGGGUGCUGAUGUCAAUGCUCAGGAGCCCUGUAACGGCCGAACCGCCCUCCAUCUCGCAGUGGACCUGCAGAAUCCAGACCUGGUGUCGCUCUUGUUGAAGUGUGGAGCUGAUGUCAACAGAGUCACCUACCAGGGCUACUCCCCAUACCAGCUCACCUGGGGCCGCCCAAGCACCCGGAUACAGCAGCAGCUGGGCCAGCUGACGCUAGAGAACCUUCAGAUGCUGCCAGAGAGCGAGGAUGAGGAGAGCUAUGACACAGAGUCAGAGUUCACAGAGGACGAGCUGCCCUAUGAUGACUGUGUGCUUGGAGGCCAGCGCCUGACGUUAUGAGCUUUGGAAACUGUCUAAAAGAACAUGGACUUGUAUAUUUGUACAAAAAGAGAGGUUUAUUUUUCUAAAAAAAGAAAAAGAAAAAGAAAAAAAGAGGGGGUGCACUUAUAACCACACUUUACACUGCUGGCCUGAAACAUUUUACUGUGGUGGAUUAGCCUUCAUUUUGUUACUUUUGUGAACUUUGGAAGGGGGCCAAGAAGGAUCAUUGGAAUUCAGAGAAAACUUCUUUUAAAACAUCACCUUUGUGGGGUUUUUGGGGAAGGUUAUCCAAAAUUUGAUGAAAGGACUACAUUAAUUUAUUGUACAUCUUGGUUGAACGACCACGGAUUUAGUGGCUGAGCCCAGUUGUAUCCAGUGACACGUAAGGAUCAGGUGUGAUGUUAAACCCAUCAGUGGGGUGGGGUUAAAAGUCGCUACCUGUCCAGGUGUGCUCCCCUCCUGUAAAUAGUGUACAUGGUGUAUUUUGUUGUUAAUUAUUUUGGUACUUCCAAGAUGUAUAUUUAUUAAACAGAUUUUUACAAA
This is a messenger RNA of Vicugna pacos (alpaca), 1749 nucleotides long. Lineage: Eukaryota; Metazoa; Chordata; Mammalia; Artiodactyla; Camelidae. The record is from RefSeq and is a predicted model, not a curated record.